Spodoptera frugiperda (fall armyworm) is the source of this 3588-nucleotide messenger RNA. RefSeq names its product carcinine transporter-like. Gene Ontology annotation, molecular function: transmembrane transporter activity. Gene Ontology annotation, biological process: transmembrane transport. The transcript has a single exon. Bases 83 to 1786 code for a protein of 567 amino acids. The record is from RefSeq and is a predicted model, not a curated record. Lineage: Eukaryota; Metazoa; Arthropoda; Insecta; Lepidoptera; Noctuidae.
GACAGUUUUAAAAAUAACUUCUAUGGGCCAACGCGCUUCUAAGUUUCAUAAAUUUAAUCCAUCUUAGUAUUAAAAACCGAAAAUGGAAGAAAAGUCGAUUAAAAGUGUGAAAGAAAAUGGGAACACCAAAGAUAUUGAUUACGAUGAACUUCUAUCUUCGGCCGGCGAAUUUGGUCGAUACCAAAUAUUCCUGUUCUUUGCUACGUUCCCGUUUUACGUAUUUGGCGCUUUCUCUUACUUCUCACAAGUCUUCUUAACAGAAACAUCUCCAAACCAUUGGUGUAUGGUACCAGAACUCGAAAAUUUGACAAUUCUGGAAAGAAGAAGCCUAGCUAUACCAUUGAAUAAAGACUCACCAUUCGGAUAUUCAAGAUGUGAGCAGUACGACGCAAACUGGACUGAAGUUUUAUCAUCGGGAGUCACCUUAAACAAAACAUGGAAUACAGUGCCUUGUAAGCAGGGUUGGGAAUUUAAUAAAACAGAAUUCGCUUACCCAACAAUAGCAAGCGAAAUGGGCUGGGUGUGCGAGAGAGACAGCUAUCAAGCAACUGCACAAUCAAUCUUUUUUGUUGGGUCUAUUGUUGGAGGUUUUCUCAUAGGAUGGAUAGCAGACCGCUUUGGAAGGAUACCAGCUGCCGUAUUCAGUAACAUGAUAGGAGCUGUUGCAGGCACUGCCACCAUAUUUGCUCAUAAUUUUACUGAAUUCACAGUCUGCCGAUUUUUCAUGGGCAUGUCGUAUGACAACUGCAUGAUGAUGACUUACUUACUGGUAUUGGAAUACGUGGCUCCAAAGUACAGGACAAGAAUGACUAAUUUAUCAUUCGCUCUUUUCUUUACAACAGGCAUUGUUUCGUUACCUUGGAUAUCGCUGGCUUGUGGACAUUGGAAAACAAUAGCACUUGCCACAAGCCUUCCUAUGGCACUGUCUCUAUUAGCUCCGUUUGUUAUACCAGAAAGUCCAAGAUGGUUAUUGUCAAAAGGAAGAAUUGACGAUGCAGUGAAUAAAAUUACAAACAUAGGACGUAUCAAUGGAAAAGUAGUACCACAAAAUCUGAUUGAUGGAUUUAAAUAUACCACUCUGAACAGCAAAACAGUGCCUGGAAAUAUAAUGGAUAUGUUAAAAAGACCUAUCCUGGCAAGAGUAUUUAUCUGCACAUGUAUAGAAUUUAUGUUUUGCAUGAUUAUUUUCGACGCUCUUGUCAGGACCAUAGGACAACUGCAGUUCGAUUUUUAUGUAUCGUUUACUGUGAUAUCUUUAACCGAAUUUCCCUCAUUGGUUCUUCUGUCAUUCAUUUUGGACUACACUGGAAGAAAGUCUAUGAUAUUUGUAGCCAUGGUUGUGUGUGCUAUAUUCAGUUUUUUGAUACCAUUUGUGGGUGGUGGGUUAGCAUCGGUGAUAUGUGCAGUUUUGGCAAGAUUUUCAGUGAAUAUGGCUUGCAACGCAGCCAUGCAAUGGACAGCAGAAAUGUUACCAACAUCAGUUAGAGGUUCAGGUUCAUCAAUAGCACAUAUUUGCGGAUAUAUUGGUACAGUAAUAUCACCGUUUGUGGCGUACCUUGAAGUGUUUAGGUCUUGGUUACCUAUGAUUGUAGUUGCCACUAUAGCAAUUCUAGCUGCUUUAAUAAGUAUAACGCUGCCCGAAACAGCUAACAGGGAUAUGCCACAAACAUUUGAUGAUGCAGAAGUGUUGAUUAGAAGUCAGGGUUUCUUUGAUUUACCGUGUAAGAAGAAAGUUACAAAUGAAAAUGCUACGGGCCAAGCGAAUGACAGUUUUGAAUUAAAUUAAACUUAUGUACUUGGUUUUUGCUCUGCGUAGUGUAUUGUGAUUUAUUUCUAAUGUGAUUAAGUUACGCCAGAGCUUAAUAAAGGAAUUGAAUAUCUUGUACUAUCAGAGCUAGCGAAUUUUUAAAUAACUUGACCUGAAUAGGCUAGUUUCCUGCUAGUCAAAUUCAAUACUUUGCAUGAAAUUUUGACGUCAAAUAGCAGACUUAUUUCUAGAAAUUUAGCUAGAAAAAAUCGAAAAUUAAAUAGUUCAUCAAAUUUAUGAAUGAGAGUGUGAUUAUUUUUUAAUAUUUUAUUGUAUUGAAAAGUUGCAAUAAUUUAUUUUUGACCGAGGAUGCACCCAAUUGAAAUUUGAAACAAACGACAAUUAAUAAAUUAUUUGUGUUUUUCUAACUUAAUACAUAAAUGAUAUUUUCUUCUGUACAUUUCGGUAGUCCAAAAGUGUAUAUGUAUAUUAUAUUGAUUAGCUGGUAGCUUAAUUUUUAUAAUCUUAGUUCAGAUUUCUAUAACGGCCAGCAAAUUAAAAUACAACUAUAAAGCGUUAAACAAAAUAUUUCAAUAAUAUUAUUUUACAAAUCGAUAAAGAAAAGAAAAUACCUAGAUUUAGAACAUAUUUAAUACAAAGUUUUGGCAAAGUUUUAAAAAUGUUCUAUAUACAUAAUUGUAAUUUUGUUGCCUAUAGUAAUAAUGGUAUAUUAGUGUUGUUAUCAUGUCCAAAGUGUUGUACGAGUUCUCGUAGACCUGUUCAAAGCUACUCAGAGGAGUAUAACACUAUUUAUUGUGUAAAUGAAGAGUCAUUUGAUGGUUAUUUAACCCAUGAUAUUCAACCAAAUAAAUAGUGUUGUGGUGGUCUAGAGGUUUAAGACGCCCGCUUCUUAUCAUGCAUGAGGGUUGUAGGGAAACCUGCCAACGGCAAGUCCCGUUGUGACUUUUUCCUAGUUAUAAUGUACUUUUUAAGUUUAUUUUAGACACCACUGACAAAUAGUAAAGAAAAACAUUGUGAGGAAACCUAGGCUUAUAAUUUCUAGCCCGCAAUGAGCAAGCGUGGUGAUUAAUUGUCAAACAUUCUUCGUGCGAGGGAAGCCCUUGCCCUAGCAUUGGCCACUUACGAACUGUUGAUGUGACGUGGGAACCCAUUCCUUAGCGAUUCAAAAUCGUUAAUAAGGAAUAGUUUAAGUAAUCGUUCAUUGUCCCUGAGUGUGGCAGUUUGACUGAUGUUAGUUAUCUAACUACUAUCAUAAACAAAAUUAGGCUUCUCAACACAGCUAUGCAAAUAUGAUUAAUUUAAUGUAGAAUUUUUAUCUUAGUCUUUUUAUACAAUGUAGUGUGUUAUGAAACCCAUAUAUUAAUUACAUAAGAAAUAAUGCCUAUUUGAUUGCAUACUUUUUAAUACCUCAUAUCUUAUACAACAAAGGGAAAAGUAAGCUCUUGCAUCAUUAGAUUUAGAUUAGAUUAGAUUUCAGCCAUGAUCGUCCCACUGCAGGGCAAAGGCCUCCCUAACUUCCUUCCACUCCUCUCUGUUUAAAUUAUUAUUGAACGUUAAAUUAAAAUAUUAUAGCAUAUAAAAAGCCGUUUAAUUUCGUAUUGCUCUUGUAACCAAAUACAUACUAUAAUAACAAUACUUAAGUUGAAAUAGAGACAAUGAAAAUUAUUAAAUUUUGUCUUCUUAAAGAAUUCAAAUUUUGAUAUAUGAAAAUAAUUAUAGUAAAAUAAUAUAUCAUUUUGAUUAUUCCAAAAAAAUAUUGUAUUUGCAUAUUGCAAAACAAAGCACGUUUUGAGAGAUUCGAAAUAAAUGACUUCGAAAGA